UGGCAGGGGAGCCCCCCCCCGGCCCAGGAAAGCCAGGAAGCCCAGCAGCACCAGCAGGGCAAAGCCAGCCUCUGCCAAGGCAUCCGGAGCCAGGCGUAGGAGCCAGGCCGUGGGGAGCUGCCUGGGACAGGCCCUUUGGGGGAAGAGCGCGUGGCCGAAAGGGCGCUUUGCCCACACCCGCAGCGCCGCGCCGGGGCAGCCCCUGGCCGGUGCAAAGCGCUGGGCGCAGCCUCUGAUUUCGGUGCAAACCGGGCUGCUCACGAUUUCGCCACAAUCAGCCACGAGCCGGUCUCAGCUCACCCGGAACAAGGACAUCUGCCUGGGGACGUUGGCACUGCCGUGAGAACGGGCUGAAGCGAAGCCAGCGCAGCCUGCAGCGUGUAGACAAGAUCUAAUGACGAGGCCCCCUUGCUGCCCAGGCCAGGGCUGUUUUCACACAGCGGGGGCUGGGAAAGCCGAAGGGAGACACGGCAGGGUAGUUUUUAUCUCAAGGGAACUUAGGCACCACAAGGUACAGGCAGCAUGGGGUACAGGUGUCAUGGGGUACAAGCAGCCUGGGAUACAGGCGGCAGGAGGUACAGGUGGCACAGGGUACAGGCGGCACGGGGUACAGGCGUCAUGGGGUACAAGCAGCCUGGGAUACAGGCGGCAGGAGGUACAGGUGGCACAGGGUACAGGCGGCACGGGGUACAGGCGUCAUGGGGUACAAGCAGCCUGGGAUACAGGCGGCAGGAGGUACAGGUGGCACAGGGUACAGGCGGCACGGGGUACAGGCGUCAUGGGGUACAAGCAGCCUGGGAUACAGGCGGCAGGAGGUACAGGUGGCACAGGGUACAGGCGGCACGGGGUACAGGCGUCAUGGGGUACAAGCAGCCUGGGAUACAGGCGGCAGGAGGUACAGGUGGCACAGGGUACAGGCGGCACGGGGUACAGGCGUCAUGGGGUACAAGCAGCCUGGGAUACAGGCGGCAGGAGGUACAGGUGGCACAGGGUACAGGCGGCACGGGGUACAGGCGUCAUGGGGUACAAGCAGCCUGGGAUACAGGCGGCAGGAGGUACAGGUGGCACAGGGUACAGGCGGCACGGGGUACAGGCGUCAUGGGGUACAAGCAGCCUGGGAUACAGGCGGCAGGAGGUACAGGUGGCACAGGGUACAGGCGGCACGGGGUACAGGCGUCAUGGGGUACAAGCAGCCUGGGAUACAGGCGGCAGGAGGUACAGGUGGCACAGGGUACAGGCGGCACGGGGUACAGGCGUCAUGGGGUACAAGCAGCCUGGGAUACAGGCGGCAGGAGGUACAGGUGGCACAGGGUACAGGCGGCACGGGGUACAGGCGUCAUGGGGUACAAGCAGCCUGGGAUACAGGCGGCAGGAGGUACAGGUGGCACAGGGUACAGGCGGCACGGGGUACAGGCGUCAUGGGGUACAAGCAGCCUGGGAUACAGGCGGCAGGAGGUACAGGUGGCACAGGGUACAGGCGGCACGGGGUACAGGCGUCAUGGGGUACAAGCAGCCUGGGAUACAGGCGGCAGGAGGUACAGGUGGCACAGGGUACAGGCGGCACGGGGUACAGGCGUCAUGGGGUACAAGCAGCCUGGGAUACAGGCGGCAGGAGGUACAGGUGGCACAGGGUACAGGCGGCACGGGGUACAGGCGUCAUGGGGUACAAGCAGCCUGGGAUACAGGCGGCAGGAGGUACAGGUGGCACAGGGUACAGGCGGCACGGGGUACAGGCGUCAUGGGGUACAAGCAGCCUGGGAUACAGGCGGCAGGAGGUACAGGUGGCACAGGGUACAGGCGGCACGGGGUACAGGCGUCAUGGGGUACAAGCAGCCUGGGAUACAGGCGGCAGGAGGUACAGGUGGCACAGGGUACAGGCGGCACGGGGUACAGGCGUCAUGGGGUACAAGCAGCCUGGGAUACAGGCGGCAGGAGGUACAGGUGGCACAGGGUACAGGCGGCACGGGGUACAGGCGUCAUGGGGUACAAGCAGCCUGGGAUACAGGCGGCAGGAGGUACAGGUGGCACAGGGUACAGGCGGCACGGGGUACAGGCGUCAUGGGGUACAAGCAGCCUGGGAUACAGGCGGCAGGAGGUACAGGUGGCACAGGGUACAGGCGGCACGGGGUACAGGCGUCAUGGGGUACAAGCAGCCUGGGAUACAGGCGGCAGGAGGUACAGGUGGCACAGGGUACAGGCGGCACGGGGUACAGGCGUCAUGGGGUACAAGCAGCCUGGGAUACAGGCGGCAGGAGGUACAGGUGGCACAGGGUACAGGCGGCACGGGGUACAGGCGUCAUGGGGUACAAGCAGCCUGGGAUACAGGCGGCAGGAGGUACAGGUGGCACAGGGUACAGGCGGCACGGGGUACAGGCGUCAUGGGGUACAAGCAGCCUGGGAUACAGGCGGCAGGAGGUACAGGUGGCACAGGGUACAGGCGGCACGGGGUACAGGCGUCAUGGGGUACAAGCAGCCUGGGAUACAGGCGGCAGGAGGUACAGGUGGCACAGGGUACAGGCGGCACGGGGUACAGGCGUCAUGGGGUACAAGCAGCCUGGGAUACAGGCGGCAGGAGGUACAGGAUUGGCUCCAAGCUCCGGUGCGAGAGCGCAGGCGUAAUUGACCAGGCAUGCGCGACCGGCCCUAUGGGAGCCUGCACGCUGCCCUGUUUUGUGAGAGUAGCUAGAGGGCAGCUCUACUUGGCCAAAUAG
This is a messenger RNA of Pelodiscus sinensis (Chinese soft-shelled turtle), 2711 nucleotides long. NCBI's taxonomy places the organism in Eukaryota, Metazoa, Chordata, Testudines, Trionychidae. The record is from RefSeq and is a predicted model, not a curated record.